AUGACAGCACCAUUUUUACGUGCUUAUGCGUUGGCCAGCAUCAAGGUUUGCCAUGCUCGAAAAAUAUCGGCAAUGGGUGGAAUGGCUGCACAAAUCCCGAUCAAAAACGAUCAAAUAGCGAAUCGUAAGGCCCUCGCUUUCGUCAAACAAGACAAAGAACGAGAGGCAACUGAUGGACACGACGGCACAUGGGUGGCACAUCCAGAUUUAGUGAAAGUUGCACGGGAUGUGUUCGAUACAACGAUGCCACAGCAGAAUCAAAUCGAUAAAUUACUGAAUUCGGUCUCGGUGACCAGCGAAGAUCUGACAGCAAUACCCGAAGGAACACGCACUGAACGUAGUUUCCGUCAUAAUAUCGCCGUUACACUCGGAUAUAUGGACUCGUGGUUAAGUGGAGUCGGUUGCGUGCCGUUGUAUAAUCUGAUGGAGGAUGCAGCUACGGCCGAGAUCUCGCGUGCUCAAUUGUGGCAGUGGCUUCAUCAUGAGGCUAAAUUUGAAAAUGGCCGAACAAUUGACGUCGAAAUGGUUCGUCAAACGAUUGCGGCCGAAAUGGAACUCCGUAUGAUUCGAGCUGGUUCAGUCGUGAAUCGAAUCCCUGAAGCAGCUGAACUGAUUGAAAAACUUGUAACAGAACCUGAGCUUUCCGAAUUCCUAACACUCGAUGCCUAUGAUAAACUCGUCUCAGAAGGAAAGUAA
This is a messenger RNA of Anisakis simplex (herring worm), 696 nucleotides long. The record is from the annotation of a GenBank genome assembly. Lineage: Eukaryota; Metazoa; Nematoda; Chromadorea; Rhabditida; Anisakidae.